Messenger RNA from Olea europaea var. sylvestris, 1313 nucleotides. Its product is annotated as serine/threonine-protein kinase PBS1. The record is from RefSeq and is a predicted model, not a curated record. Gene Ontology annotation, biological process: protein phosphorylation. The transcript is spliced from 6 exons. The annotation marks the transcript as partial. Lineage: Eukaryota; Viridiplantae; Streptophyta; Magnoliopsida; Lamiales; Oleaceae. Gene Ontology annotation, molecular function: protein kinase activity; ATP binding.
AAAGGAGUUGAUUAUGCGGAGAAAGGAGAAGAUUUUGUGAAUAUUCAAGUUGCAACUGAUAGUGGACUUCAAGUUUUCACCUUCAAGCAGCUGCAUUCAGCCACUGGUGGUUUCGGAAAGUCUAAUGUUAUUGGACAUGGUGCGUUUGGGUUAGUCUACCGGGGAGUGCUCCAAGAUGGGAGGAAGGUUGCGGUUAAGUUGAUGAAUCAGGCUGGUAAACAAGGAGAAGAUGAAUUUAAAGUGGAGGUGGAUUUGCUGGGUCGUUUGAGGUCGCCAUAUUUGCUCCCGAUGAUUGGAUUCUGUUCAGAAAGCAACCAUAAGUUGCUGGUUUACGAGUUCAUGGCAAAUGGUGGUUUGCAGGAACAUUUGUAUCCCAUUGGGGCUUCUAAUAGCAUUCUAUCAAAGUUGAAUUGGGGCACUCGGCUCAGAAUAGCUUUGGAGGCAGCAAAAGGAUUGGAGUAUCUCCACGAACAUGUUAGUCCACCAGUAAUUCACAGAGAUUUUAAAAGUAGUAACAUCCUUUUGGAUAGAAAUUUCCAUGCCAAAAUUUCCGACUUUGGGUUAGCAAAACUUGGUUCUGAGAAAGCUGGUGGCCAUGUUUCAACUAGAGUAUUGGGCACCCAAGGAUACGUUGCACCCGAGUAUGCAUUAACUGGGCAUCUGACAAUGAAAUCAGACGUGUACAGUUAUGGAGUCGUCCUCCUGGAAUUGCUGACCGGCAGGGUUCCCGUGGAUAUGAAGAGACCUCAAGGGGAAGGUGUUCUCGUUUCUUGGGCCUUACCCCAACUCACGGAUAGAGAAAAGGUUUUAGAUAUCAUGGACCCAGCCCUUGAGGGCCAGUACUCGAUGAAGGAGGUUAUACAAGUUGCCGCCAUCGCUGCUAUGUGCGUGCAGCCGGAGGCUGAUUACCGGCCACUAAUGGCGGAUGUGGUGCAGUCGCUAGUCCCAUUGGUGAAACAUCACAAACUGCCUUCAAAGCCAGGUACCAGCCCGAGUUUCCACGCUAUGCAGUCUCCUAAAGCUUAGGACUUUAGCAAGGCUAUUACGUUGAAGGACCGGACCUAAUCUUACGUGUUAUCCAUUUAUGCUUAUUAAUCUAACUUAUUUUAGAAGGGCUCCUCUAGUUUUUAGUCGUCUGUUAUAACGAGAACUUAGAUCCUUCUAAUAGGCUUUCUAAUGAAGAAUGUUACCGUAAUCUAUUGGUAUUGCUGCAUUUAUCGAAUAUAGACAAUAUCAUCGUCAUUGGCUAAACGAUUAUUUGGUUAUGUUGUUUUGGGUUUUACUUGACUAAGGCGAAUGCGUUGUUCGAAUAA